AUGGAACCAAUCAAGAAAGCAGAAUGGGAGCUUCAAAAUGGAAUACGACGUUUAAACCUUCGUCAACUGCCAGGACCUCAACCAAUAUGGAAGUGGAAGAAAGAGACAGGCAAGCUAUCCCGUGGCAAAAGUAAUGGAAUUGAUUGGUAUCGAUAUCAGGUCAAAAUCCUUCUUCCAAAGCUCUUUCCCUUUGCCAAUGAGUGUGAAAAGGAACGUCCAAAUACCAUUGUCCAGGAGGAUCGAGCUCCUGCUCAUGAUCACUAUAUCCAACAUCAUAUAUAUGAGAUUCAUCACAUUCAACGGAUGCUCUGGUGUGCGAAUUCCCCAGAUCUCAAUACGAUUGAACCUGCUUGGACCUGGAUGAAACGAAAAACAACUGUCAAAGGAGCUCCACAGAACCGGGCAGCAGCUAUAGCAAUAUGGGAAAGAACAUGGAGGGAUCUACCACAGGAGCAGAUUCAGGCUUGGAUAGAGCGGAUUCCUGUUCAUAUUAAGAAGGUUAUAGAGAUCUUCAGUAUUAAUUUCAUGCUUAGUAGGGCGAGACAAAACUUUUUGCAGGAGCAUCUGUACAAGUUGAUGCGUUGUCCUGGGCCACCAAGCCACCUAGGGCAAUACUGCUGGCAGGAUCCCAAUGGGAAGAAGCACUAUAAGCUUGGACCACAUCACCUAAAAAAGCUUAUCAGGUAUGUGGAUAACGAAGGCAUCCUCGAGACCCACAGUGAUGUUCCCGAUGCGAUCCGCGAGCAGCUCCAUAAAGAGGAGCAGCAAAGACUGGAAAAAGGGCAGUCAAGGGGUAGCAAUACCCUUGCACCUAACAACCCCUAUCCUAUUAACAUCAAUCUCCUACCCACUCAGUCUCCUCAAACCUCCAUGUCAACAACACAAACACCAGCCAUAUCCGCAGACAUGAAUACUCCUUAUCGUGAAUGUCCCAAUAUCCUUGGCCCACGAGAUGAUGCUGUUAAGGAGUACAGCAAGUGGCAGGAACUAAAUGUCACUAGCGACACGUACAAGGCGGAGAUUCGAAAAGCAUGCAGUAUUGCACUGGAAAAUUGCCUUGAUCUUGAGCAGAUUUUCGAUGACCAAAACCCAAAUUUCUUUGUUGAGAAUGGUGUAAAAAUAGGCAUUGCUCGCCGUUUUGUCAACGACAUCGCUGCAUGGGCCGAACAGCAAGAGGAACUCUUGCAAAACUCGGCGAAUUUGAGUACUACUCUAGCUUGCUGCUCGUCGUUUAUUUAA
Messenger RNA from Histoplasma mississippiense, 1239 nucleotides. RefSeq lists its product with no specific name. The record is from RefSeq and is a predicted model, not a curated record. Gene Ontology annotation, molecular function: nucleic acid binding. Bases 1 to 1239 code for a protein of 412 amino acids. The transcript is spliced from 3 exons. NCBI's taxonomy places the organism in Eukaryota, Fungi, Ascomycota, Eurotiomycetes, Onygenales, Ajellomycetaceae.